Notothenia coriiceps (black rockcod) is the source of this 3817-nucleotide messenger RNA. RefSeq names its product caskin-2-like. The transcript has 17 exons. The record is from RefSeq and is a predicted model, not a curated record. Lineage: Eukaryota; Metazoa; Chordata; Actinopteri; Perciformes; Nototheniidae. Gene Ontology annotation, molecular function: protein binding. The coding region runs from base 1 to 3393 and encodes 1130 amino acids.
AUGGACUCCAGGCGCGGCAAGCUGCCCAGAGCGGUACGACUGCGAGCGCUCAGAAAGAGAUGGAAGAACUGGUGGGUCCGAGGCAUCCUCACGCUAGCCAUGAUCUCCUUCUUCUUCCUCAUCAUCUACCUAGGCCCCAUAGUGCUUAUGAUGAUUAUAAAGUGCUUCCAGGAAAUCAUCACCAUUGGCUACAGUGUGUACCACUCCUACCACCUGCCCUGGUUCAGGACGUUGAGCUGGUACUUCCUGCUGUGUGUCAACUACUUCUUCUAUGGUGAAACCGUGACGGACUGCUUCUUCACUCUGGUGCAAAGAGAGGAGCCGCUUCGCAUCCUCAGCAAAUACCAUCGAUUUAUCUCCUUUGCCCUCUACCUCACAGGUUUCUGCAUGUUUGUGCUGAGCUUGGUGAAGAAGCACUACCGCCUGCAGUUCUACAUGUUUGGUUGGACUCAUGUGACUCUGCUGAUCGUGGUGACUCAGUCUCACUUCAUCAUUCACAACCUGUUUGAGGGGAUGAUCUGGUUCAUUGUGCCAAUUUCCUGUGUGAUCUGUAACGACAUUAUGGCCUACAUGUUUGGUUUCUUCUUCGGGCGCACCCCUCUCAUCAAGCUUUCCCCUAAGAAGACAUGGGAGGGAUUCAUCGGUGGAUUGUUCUCCACCAUAGUGUUCGGCAUCAUGCUCUCCUACGUGAUGUCCGGCUGGCGUUACUUUGUCUGCCCGGUGGAGUUCAACAACGACUCCAACCGGUUCCAGGUGGACUGCGAGCCCUCGGAGCUUUUCCAGCUGCAGGACUACACCCUGCCCUCCCCGGCGCCCCCUGCUGUGGACUCUGGACUCUCAGACGGCAGCAAACACCCAGAUCAGUCAGGUGGGACCGCUCGCAGGCAGACGGUGACGGUGCAGAGACCGGCGGAGCAGGGCUUCACGCAGCAGUCCAUCCGCCCUCAGCAGCUGCUGGAGGGGAAGGAUGCAGAGGCCAUCUAUCAGUGGCUGCGUGACUUCCAGCUGGAGCAGUACAUCGGGAACUUCAUAAAUAACGGUUAUGAUGUUCCCACCAUCAGCAGGAUGACUCCGGAGGAUCUGACCGCCAUCGGAGUGACCAAACCCGGACACCGCAAGAAAAUCUCCAUCGAGAUCAACAACCUGAACAUCCCAGAGUGGCUGCCGGAGUACAUCCCAUCGGACCUGGGUGAGUGGCUCAGUGCCAUCGGCCUCCCCCAGUACCAAAGGAAGCUCUCUGAAAACGGCUACGACUCCAUCAGCAUCGUCAAAGACCUCACAUGGGAGGAUCUGCAGGAGAUCGGCAUCACCAAACUGGGCCACCAAAAGAAACUGAUGCUGGCGGUGAAGAAGCUGUGUGACAUCCACCGAGCAAUCCUCCAGGCGGAAUCAGGCCAAGGCACGCUGCGUCGUAAAGGCCCCGGGGCCCUCCAACUGGUGGCCAUCGAGCCGCCCGACUCUGCGGCGGAGUCUCCUCGCACCCCCAAGAUGCUUACCUUCCAGGACAGCGAGCUGAGCGCCGAGCUGCAGAGCGCCAUGUCCAGCCACUACGGAGGCUGCGAGGAAGGUCUGGCCUUCAAGAAUGCAGUGGGGAUGUCCCAGAGCCAGGAGAGCAUGGACGCCCGGUCCAGAGGCUCCGGGCGCUCCCAGGAGCCCCCCACCGCCUCCAUCAACCCCCACAGCUGGUCGCAGGAGAGCCUGGAGGGCAGCCUGGCGAGGGAGAGGAACCUCCCCGAGGGCUGGGACCAGCGGCCCCUGCAGCAGCAGACGCUGCCCAAGCAGGUUCCUCUGGGCACGGCCACCGUGUUCAAGUACCCGGCAAUUCCAGCCAAGCCUAAACUGCCUGGGUCCCCUCGGGGCCCCUCCCCUCACGGCUCCCCAGCACUGAAGGGUUUCAGCUACUUGCAUUCUCACUGUGGCUCCACAGACUUGAGCUCGAGGCCGGAGAACUACAGCAUGACAUUGACACCCCCUAAAAAACGCGCCCAAACACGCUACGCUCUGUCUGAUGGGGAGCCAGACGAGGACGAGUACGAGCCGUCGAGUCGCUGUAGAAACCUGUCAUCCUACGCCACCUUGACCCGCAAACCGGGUCGCAGCCAUCUGGCUCGAUUGCAGUCGAGUCCAGAGAAGAACGGCAACGUGGGACGCAGCCAGUCCUUUGCGGUGCGCGCCCGUAAAAAAGGUCCCCCUCCUCCGCCUCCGAAGAGACUGAGCUCAGUGAGCAGCACCAACAGCGACGAGCUCAGCGACAGCAGCACCACGUCCUCUGUUGGCGGGGGGGCAACGGACAGCCCAGUGAGCGUGAGGAGCAUCGCAGCCUCUUUGGAGGGCAGGACGGAGGGGAAAACCCCCAGCUCAGAGGAGGCUUCCCCUGCACACAGCGCUGCAGGGCAGGAGGCUGCGGGGGUGAGGAGGAGGGUGCAGAGCGAGUGUAUUCCAUCCCAGACCCGCAGCGUCCCGGUGCCGGAUCGGGGGGUGAAGUCUGACACGGAGGAGGAAGACUCAAAAAGUUGCAGGCUGGAGGGCUCCUCCUCCCCUCAGAACAGCUCCAGUGAGUGCAUCCCCUUCGCAGAGGAGGGUAACUUGACUAUCAAACAGAGGCCUAAAGCCCCCGCUCCCCCCCGAGCUGAGGCGGUGCUGGAGCCCCCAGAGGCACAAGCAGCCAAGGACUCAGAGCUGCCAGAGUUUAAUCUGAAGGAGUCGGACACGGUGAAACGCCGGCACAAGCCAAAAGACAAGGAGCAGGGAGAAGGCUCCCCCAGCAGAGAGAGGCUGGAUUCAGAGUCCCGCAGCAGCAGGCCCCCCUCCCAGUGCCAGGACCAGGACCAGCUCAGCCUGAGGAUCAGUGAGGCCCGGCUGGAGAGGCCUGCCAGCCCGGCAACAGGAUCCUCCAUCAGACCUCCCCUCUCUCCCAGACCUGCCGUCGCCCCGAAGCCGGUCCGCCACAGUCUGCUGGCCGCACAGGCAGCGGGACUCUCCUCUCAAUCUGUGACCGUCAGUGUGGUUCAGAGUGUGGCCUUCACCUCUCCGUGCUCUCCCUCUCACGGGUCCCUGGCUCCGCCCCCCCCCUCUCACGGGUCCCUGGCUCCAUGCUCCCCGGCCCGCCCGGCCCCUCAGAGCCCCUCUCUGGCAGCAGUGAGACCUCAGGUGUGUGCGGUGGUUCCGGGUCCGGCCCCCGACUCGUCCUCUGGGACUGAGGUGGUUCAGCAGAGACUGGAUCAGACCAGCACUUCGCUGGCAGCCGCUCUGAAGGCCGUGGAGAGAAAACUGAACCUGGAAGAAAACUCCGAAGGGGGAUCCAACCAGGUGAAGUCCGCAGGGACGAUCCUGGAUGACAUCGGCAACAUGUUCGACGACCUGGCCGACCAGCUGGACGCCAUGUUGGACUGAAGACUUUCAUCAAAGCCUCAACCUCAGGAAGUGAAGGAGUGUGGGUAAAAAGAACGUUUGACUCUGAACUACAUGCUGAACGCAGUCCGAGGAGAACACCAGCACUCGAUCUCUGCUGUGCGUCUUUUGACUACGUCCUCCGCUGUGUCUCACACAAUCUGGACUCAAGACUUUUGUUAUCUCUCGUGUCGUCGUGUUUUUUAACAGAAACUUUAACCAAGCAAAAGUUGGACCAGCGGUACUUCAUCAGAAAGUCCGCCGCAAAUGAUUAAGGUUAUUGUUAAACUAAUGUUGUUACUCAAAUAUUUAUCAUUAUGACAUAAUAGAGAGCUGAAGUCCCUUCUAGACUUUAUUUCAAAAAGGUUUAAUAGAAAAUAAAAAUUAACUAUGCACGCAAAGGAAAGAAAAAGGUUUAUUAUUAUUA